UACACGGAACUUUACAAGAAAGGGCACUUGUAUGUAAGAAAAUUUGACUUUUCCUUGGAGGAAUUUGUCAAGAAAGAACACAGACGUGUGUGUGUGUAUAUAUUAGCAGAAAUUGUGUAAGAUGAGAGAAAAGUGAGAAAAGCAGGGGCAGGAAAGAAGAUCUGAGAGAUGAUGAGGGAGCUAUGGAGUCAAAUGGGAUCAUUAAUGGCAACUGUGGUGUUCAUGUACACAGUUUUUGAGCGAUUCUUCCCUUCUUCCUUUCGUGACCGUCUUCAGGCAUAUGCUCAAAAAGUGACAAAUCAUUUCAACCCUUAUAUCCAAAUUACCUUUCCUGAGUUUUCAGGGGAAAGAUUGAAGAAAAGUGAAGCAUACAAUGCCAUCCAAACCUACCUCAGUGCAAACUCCUCUCAGAGAGCCAAAAGACUCAAAGCUGAAGUGGUGAAGGAUAGUCAAACCCCACUGGUCCUCAGCAUGGAUGACAACGAAGAGAUCACUGAUGAAUUCCAAGGCGUCAAAGUGUGGUGGAGUGCAAACAAAGUAAGCUCCAAUCCUCAGAGGUACAACCCUUUCUCUUACUACGGUUCCUCUGAUGAGAAAAGGUUCUACAAGCUCACUUUCCACAGAAGCUACCGUGAUAUCAUCACCAUGUCUUACAUCAAGCAUGUGUUGGAAGAGGGGAAGGAAAUUGAGUUGACAAACAGGCAGUUGAAGCUUUACACCAACAAUCCCAGCAGUGGUUGGUAUGGUUACAAGCAGUCAAAGUGGAGCCACAUAGUGUUUGAGCACCCUGCCUCUUUUGAAACACUGGCAAUGGAUCAGAAAAGGAAGGAAGAUAUCCUGAAAGACCUUACUAAAUUUAAGAAGGGAAAGGAGUAUUAUUCAAAGAUAGGUAAGGCUUGGAAAAGAGGGUAUCUUUUGUAUGGCCCUCCAGGGACUGGGAAGUCUACCAUGAUAGCUGCUAUUGCUAAGUUCAUGAACUAUGAUGUGUAUGAUCUCGAGUUGACAGCAGUGAAGGACAANACUGAGUUGANAAANUUGUUGAUUGAAACUCCAAGUAAGUCUAUUACGGUGAUUGAGGACAUUGAUUGUUCUCUUGAUCUUACUGGGCAGAGGAAGAAGAAAAAAGAAGAGGUUGAGAGUGAAGAACCAAAAGAUCCUAUGAGGAAGAAUGAAGAGGAGAGUAGCAAGAGCAGCAAGGUAACUCUAUCUGGGUUGCUGAAUUUUAUUGAUGGGAUUUGGUCAGCUUGUGGAGGUGAGAGGAUCAUCAUUUUCACCACAAAUUAUGUGGAGAAACUUGACCCUGCUCUCAUCAGGAGAGGGAGGAUGGAUAAGCACAUUGAGAUGUCCUAUUGUUGUUUUGAUGCAUUCAAGGUGCUGGCCAAGAACUACUUGGAUGUUGAGUCUCACCUUUUGUUUGGUAGAAUUGGGAGAUUAUUGAAAGAGACAGAAAUGUCGCCUGCUGAUGUUGCUGAGAAUCUAAUGCCAAAGUCUGAGGAUGAAGAUGUGGAGUCUUGCCUGGAGAAUUUGAUUACUGCUCUUGAGAAGAACAAGGAGGAGAAUGCAAAGAAAAAGGAAGAAGAAGAAGCACAGAAAAAGUUGGAGGAGGAGAAGGCCAAAGAAGAAUCUACUCAGAAUAAGGAAAUAAACAAAGAAAAAACUAGGGAGAAUGGGGUGAAGGAAAAUGGGUUUUGUUGAGGGGGAAAUAGAAAAUGUAUUUGCAAAUAACAAUCAAUUGAUCUAGCCAGUUAGAUUUUCUAUUAGUUGGUAAUGACUGCAGUACACUACACUGCUGGGAUUUGGUAAUUUGAAAUAUCUACCAAUUUUUCCAAUGUAGCUUCUUGGCUUAAUAAGAAUCAAUUAACCUUCUUGUGUUGCUCAA
Molecule: messenger RNA, 1879 nt
Organism: Vigna radiata var. radiata (mung bean)
Lineage: Eukaryota; Viridiplantae; Streptophyta; Magnoliopsida; Fabales; Fabaceae
Product: AAA-ATPase ASD, mitochondrial
Exons: 1
Coding region: 169-1695 (508 amino acids)
Molecular function (GO): ATP binding; ATP hydrolysis activity
Source: RefSeq, a predicted model, not a curated record